Molecule: messenger RNA, 1985 nt
Organism: Pseudophryne corroboree (corroboree frog)
Lineage: Eukaryota; Metazoa; Chordata; Amphibia; Anura; Myobatrachidae
Gene: SERINC5
Product: serine incorporator 5
Exons: 12
Coding region: 394-1785 (463 amino acids)
Cellular component (GO): membrane
Source: RefSeq, a predicted model, not a curated record
CCUGCACUGGGAGAUGACAGAGAGAAGACUGCUGCGUCUGGUGUGUCUGGUCUGGGUCGGAUCCUCCUGUUUGCUGACGACAGCGGAAACUGCAUUCGCUGCUGGCUGUGUCCGAGCUGCUGCAUCUCAGGAGCCUGGCACUGGGGACUCCCUGCAGCCGUCGCAGCACUCACCAUCCUCGCUCACAGCCGCUGCGGGUCACCCCAGGACGCUGGCAGGGAGAGAGGCGCAGUGCGGGGACACACACGGGAGCACACAGGGGGCGAGGUCGCCGCGGGGGGGCAUUCCUAUGCUGGGCUUGCCUGGCCGGACACAAAGAAGCCCCGGGCGCAGAGACGCAUCGUUGCCAGCUGUAGUGCGGCAAUAAUAUAAGUGUUACCGGCUGCAGGGUCCAUGUCUGCCCGCUGCUGUGCCCGGCAGGUGGCCUGCUGCUGUGGGGUCGCACCCUGUGCACUCUGCUGUACGUGCUGCCCUAAGAUCAAGCAGUCUACAAGCACCCGCAUCAUGUAUGGCUUAUUCUUCUUUCUGGUCACCUUCGUCUGUGGCGUUAUGAUGUCACCUACUGUGGCUAAGUUAAUGAAGGAUCAUAUUCCGUCUUAUGAAGACAUCUGCCAGCACCUGCAGGCAGGAGAGAACUGCGAGAGGCUGGUGGGAUACUCGGCUGUGUACAGAGUGUGCUUUGGGAUGGCCUGUUUCUUCUUCAUACUCUUUGUCUUAACGAUAAACAUCAGAAACAGCAAAAGCUGUCGGGCCAAACUCCACAAUGGUUUCUGGUUUUUCAAGUUUGUGAUCCUCGUAGCGAUGUGUUCUGGAGCAUUCUUCAUCCCUGACCAAGAUACUUUCCUCAUUGCGUGGCGCUACAUUGGCGCCGUCUUUGGCUUCUUCUUCUUACUGCUCCAACUCAUGCUGUUGGUGGAAUUUGCUCACAAGUGGAAUUCAAAUUGGAAUGCUGGAAAAGAACGUAAUAAGCUGUGGUAUGGAGCUUUGGCACUGGUCUACCUAAUGCUGUAUACCAUUGCUGUCGGGGCUCUCAUUACGCUAUUUUGGCUCUACACACACACGGAGCACUGUAAGCUCAACAAAAUCUUACUAGGAGUCAACGGUGGCCUCUGCCUCUUUCUUACCUUGUUGUCCAUGUUGCUCUCUGUACUAAAAAGCAACACACAGACUGGAUUGCUGCAGUCUGGAGUCAUCUGCUGCUAUGUGAUGUACCUGACUUUCUCUUCCUUUUCCAGCAAGCCACCGGAGAUCAUUCUGGAUGAAAGUGGAAAGAACAUCACAAUCUGUGUACCCAACAUCGGCAAUGGUAUGAACCAGGAUGAACGUCUGGUGGUGUCCGUGCUGGGCGCUGUCAUUAUGCUCGGCUGCAUAUUGUAUUCUUGUCUCACCUCAUCCACGCGUUCAAGCUGGGAUGCCCUAAGGGGUAGAUAUGCCCCGUAUGAAGAUGAAGUGGCGCGCUGUUGCUUUUGCUGGGGUAGCAGUGGAGCCGCUGACCAAGAAGAACGAGUAGAAGCACGCGGAGGACAGAGAGUGGCCUAUGACGAAGAGAUAAAGACUGUGUACUCUUACUCUGGUUUCCAUUUUAUCUUUUUCCUUGGAACGUUGUACAUGAUGAUGACCAUCACCAACUGGUUCCAUUAUAACCACGCGGAUAUAGAGAAGUUAUUUAUUGGCAGCUGGUCCCCGUUCUGGAUUAAGAUGGGCACCUGCUGGACAUGCGUUGCGCUCUACCUCUGGACGUUACUGGCGCCCAUCUGCUGCUCCAGCGGGGGAUAUGUAGUAUAGAUAGCAACUUCAGUUUGUGUAAUAAUGAGUCUCAUUUUCUGUUACAUUAUUUCUUACGUGUUUUUAACCCGAUGAGUAAACAUCUUUUUUUUUUUUUAUUAUUAUUAUUAUUAUUUUGUUUUUAUAUAUUUUUUAUGCUAAGCCAUAUUGUGCAGGGCACAAAAUUUUCAAGUCAGCAAUAAAUUUUGUUUUUAGACCCA